UUACAUCUUGAAGCAAUAUGAGCCCUGCUAAUUUGCUUUACUUUAUUGCCAUUACGGUAUUCGGUUGUUGGCUUCCGUCUUGUUGGGGCUGGUCACAACUAAAUUCUAAUAAAUAAAUUUAAUCUCACUGUUUAUCACAUUUAUAUGCGUGGUAGUCCCAGAAUAAAGAAAAAUAAUGUGAA
Molecule: messenger RNA, 182 nt
Organism: Drosophila mauritiana
Lineage: Eukaryota; Metazoa; Arthropoda; Insecta; Diptera; Drosophilidae
Exons: 2
Coding region: 18-116 (32 amino acids)
Source: RefSeq, a predicted model, not a curated record